This is a messenger RNA of Passer montanus (Eurasian tree sparrow), 2801 nucleotides long. It is a transcript of the gene RSBN1, whose product is annotated as round spermatid basic protein 1. Lineage: Eukaryota; Metazoa; Chordata; Aves; Passeriformes; Passeridae. Gene Ontology annotation, cellular component: nucleus. Bases 163 to 1806 code for a protein of 547 amino acids. The record is from RefSeq and is a predicted model, not a curated record. The transcript has 7 exons.
CGGGCUCGGCGGCCCUGCUCCGGCUGUGCUGCCCCGGGCACGGAGCGCGGGGCGGCCGCGCUGCUGCUGCUGCUGCUGCUGUCAGAAUCGCCCUCAUGGCAGGGUCAGCGUGCAGAAACUCCAGAUGAAAAUGGCAAAACCCAGCGAGCUGACAGUCUUAUUAUGAAGAAGAUAAAGAAAAAAAAGAAAAAGAAACACCGGGAAGAUGUGAGGGGAAAGCGCCUGAAGAUGUACAACAAAGAGGUGCAGACAGUGUGUGCUGGGCUCACUCGCAUUGACAAGGAGACUCUGUCUCAAGGACAGUGUGACAGCCUGGAAAUGAGCAAGGAGUCCUUCAGGUACCUGAAGGAUGAGCAGCUGUGCAGACUGAACUUGGGCAUGCAGGAGUACCGGGUCCCCCAGGGAGUACAGACCCCCUUUGUGACGCACCAGGAGCACUCUGUGCGCAGCAGCUUCCUGAAGACUGGCACUAAAUUCAGUAACUUCAUUCACGAGGAGCACCAGUCCAAUGGAGGUGCCCUGGUCCUGCACGCUUACAUGGAUGAACUCUCAUUUUUGUCUCCAGUGGAGAUGGAGAGAUUUGCAGAAGAGUUUCUUGCGUUGUCAUUCAGUGAAAAUGAUAAAAAUGCAGCUUACUAUGCUUUAGCCAUAGUGCACGGAGCAGCUGCCUAUUUACCAGACUUCCUGGAUUACUUUGCUUUUAACUUUCCAAACACUCCAGUGAAAAUGGAAAUUUUGGGCAAGAAGGACAUUGAAACAACAACAAUUUCAAAUUUUCACUCUCAGGUCAAUCGGACGUACUGCUGUGGCACCUACAGAGCAGGACCCAUGCGCCAGAUCAGCCUGGUGGGAGCCGUGGAUGAAGAAGUGGGGGACUACUUCCCAGAAUUCCUAGACAUGUUGGAAGAAUCUCCAUUUCUUAGAAUGACUCUGCCCUGGGGGACUCUUUCCAGUCUCCGGCUGCAGUGCAGGUCCCAGAGUGACGAUGGGCCCAUCAUGUGGGUGAGGCCGGGAGAGCAGAUGAUCCCCACAGCUGAUAUGCCAAAAUCACCCUUCAAACGGCGCCGGUCCAUGAACGAGAUCAAGAACCUGCAGUACCUACCUCGGACCAGCGAGCCCCGCGAGGUGCUGUUCGAGGACAGGACCCGCGCUCACGCUGACCAUGUGGGGCAGGGCUUCGACUGGCAGAGCACGGCAGCCGUGGGGGUGCUCAAGGCUGUGCAGUUUGGGGAGUGGAGUGACCAGCCUCGUAUAACCAAAGAUGUGGUUUGUUUUCAUGCUGAAGACUUCACUGAUGUUGUGCAGAGACUUCAGCUGGACCUGCAUGAACCUCCAGUGUCACAGUGUGUUCAAUGGGUGGACGAAGCCAAACUAAACCAAAUGAGACGGGAAGGCAUUCGCUAUGCUAGGAUUCAGUUGUGUGACAAUGACAUCUACUUCAUCCCUAGAAAUGUCAUUCACCAGUUCAAAACAGUGUCAGCAGUCUGCAGCUUGGCCUGGCACAUCAGACUCAAACAGUACCACCCCGUGGGGGAGACUUCUCCAAAAGCAGAAAGCAAUUCAAGCCUCAACAGUGAUGUUCCUGGAAACACAGAGGCAGAAGGUGAACCCCAAGGUGUGAGUGUAAAAAUAGAGUCUGAAGAACCAGGUCUAGAAAUUCAGCUUACCCCAGGGGUGCUCUCCUCCUCUGUUUCUUCAAUAUCAGGACUUGUGCAACCAGAUCAGGUGGCCCAGCCCCUUCCAGGUUUUAAAAUAGAGUCUGAUCAGCAACACAAUCCACAGGAUCAUGCAGGCUCUUCUGUGUGAUAUGUAUAUAUUCAAACAUUUUUUAAACAACUUUUUAAAAUUUUGAUGUGAAGUUAUAGUUUUAUAACUGGCUUAUGUUUUAUUGGAGAAAUCUUGCCUAUAAUUCUAUAAAGAAAGGUGACAUUCCAAAAUGUCAAGCAUAUCUUUUUUACACAGAUUAUGCAAAAUUCAAGUUGUAUUUUAACCCCUUAGUACAACCUGUAACAGUGGUCUACCACUUCUUUCUGUUCAAGUAAAGAGAUGUUGAAUAUCUUCUCAAAGUCAGAUUGGAAUUCCUCCAGGAAUAUGAAAUGAUUGAACUCCAUUGGUCAGUGUUAUUUCCCUACUUUUACUUUAUCUCUAAUCUUCACCAGAAAGUGAUGCUUUUGUAGAAGACUUGCAAAGUGAUUUCCCCAUCUCAUUUUAAUUGCUUAAAAAAGUAAAAAAAAAAGUAAAAAAAAAAAGUGGAAAAAAAAAGGAAAGAUAAAAAAUAGAGAAAGCACAGCACUUUUGAUGAUUUGUGGAAUUUUUUGGUAUGUCUGUUCUUGACAUGUUGGUUUAUAUACAAGCUAUAGAAAUUGAUGUUCCUUACAGUUCCUACAAGGGUGACCUGUAAAAAGAACUGAAGCAAGUGUCUGAUUCCUGUUGAAAUGCAAUGACUUACUGACCUAACACUUCUCAUAGCACUGCUUCUGUUGUUUGGUGUGGGGGUUUUUGCUUCCAAAAUACAUCUUCCCUGAAUGUGAUAAAUGCUAGUGUCAAAAUUAGAGAACCUCUUGGUAGUCUUGUGGAGGAAACUGCUAUCUUUGAGCACUUUAAGGCUUUAAAAUACUUAACCACCCUGGCAGCUUGUUUUGAUGGGGUCGUAACGUGUCCAAUGGAUCCACACUUUCCCUUGUACUGAUGCACUUAACAUAAUAAGCAUUGAGCUGAUACCUGACUUCCUAGGAUAAGGCCAGCCUUACUGUGUAAGUUCUGUAUUAGUAUUUCACAAUAAAGAGUAUUUUGGCGUUGGA